Phyllostomus discolor (pale spear-nosed bat) is the source of this 4429-nucleotide messenger RNA. RefSeq names its product immunoglobulin superfamily member 9 (gene IGSF9). Gene Ontology annotation, molecular function: protein binding. The coding region runs from base 515 to 4150 and encodes 1211 amino acids. The record is from RefSeq and is a predicted model, not a curated record. The transcript has 19 exons. Gene Ontology annotation, biological process: cell-cell adhesion. Lineage: Eukaryota; Metazoa; Chordata; Mammalia; Chiroptera; Phyllostomidae.
AACCCCCAGUUCCCUCCUGCUUCAAUUUUUUGAGGACCUUAGUAAAAUGACUUUCCCCAGAAUUCCUCUGUGCUUCCUAAGAUCUGCUCCUAUCAUGUCCUGACCUGUCUAGCACUUUCUCCUUCUCCUGUUGCUCUCAUCCCAGGCCUUACUUGCCAAGGGGCAGGUGUCAAAAUCUCUGGUCUCCUGAAACCCUUCCUCCUACUUAUCUGCUUCAUCUCCUUUCUCUUCCUUUUCUCUCCUCCUAGCUUUUCACUAACUGUAUUUCUCCUAGUUUCCAAUAUUGGCCAACUUAGCAUAUCACCUUGCUUUUGGCAUUUAGGUCUGGCGGUGUUCCUGAGAACAGCUUCCUCAGAUAUUUCGUGAGCUAAGCCCUAACUGUCCAGAAGAGUACGAGCUGAAACCUGUUAUCUGAUCAGAAGGAUCGGCCAGGCUUGCUGGGCUGUGGACGUCCCAGGCCCCUCCACCUUGCCCCCUGUGGAUAGGGGGGGCCGGGUGAGCAGGCAGCUGGGCUAUGGUUUGGUGUCUCAAUCUGGCCAUCCUCAGCCUGAUCAUCAGCCAAGGGGUUGACGGUGAAGGGAAUUCUGAGGUGGUACCUGUGGUGGGCCGGGCUGGGGAGAGUGCUGUGCUGGGCUGUGAUCUGCUGCCUCCAGCUGGCCGGCCCCCUCUACACGUCAUUGAGUGGCUACGCUUUGGGUUCCUGCUUCCCAUCUUCAUCCAGUUUGGACUCUACUCUCCCCGAGUGGACCCUGAUUACGUGGGGAGAGUCCGGCUGCAGAAGGGAGCAUCUCUCCAGAUCGAGGGGCUCCGGGUGGAAGACCAGGGCUGGUACGAGUGCCGCGUGCUCUUCCUGGACAAGCACAGCCCCGAAGAUGAUUCUGCUAAUGGCUCCUGGGUGUUUCUCAUGGUCAAUUCACCCCCUCAGUUCCUGGAGACACCUCCCCAGGUGCUGGAAGUUCAGGAAUUGGAGCCCUUGACCUUGCGUUGUGUGGCCCGUGGCAGCCCCCAGCCUCAUGUGACUUGGAAGCUCCAAGGACAGGACCUUGGCCAGGGCCAUGGCCAGAUGCAGGUGCAGAACGGGUCGCUGUGGAUUCGACGGGUGGAGCGAGGCAGCUCUGGGACCUACACCUGCCAAGCCUCCAGUACUGAGGGCAGCACCACCCACACCACCCAGCUGAUUGUGCUAGGACCCCCAGUCAUCGUGGUGCCCCCCAACAACAGCACGGUCAAUGCCUCCCAGGAUAUUUCAUUGGCUUGCCAGGCUGAGGCGUACCCUGCUAACCUCACCUAUAGCUGGUUCCAGGACAGUAUCAAUGUCUUCCACAUUAGCCGCCUGCAGUCACGAGUGCGGAUCCUGGUGGAUGGAAGCCUGUGGCUGCAGGCUGUCCAGCCUGAUGAUGCUGGCCUCUACACCUGUGUGCCCAGCAAUGGCCUCCUACACCCACCCUCAGCCUCUGCCUACCUCACCGUGCUCUGUAAGACUGACCCCUGCUCCCCUCAAAGCUCUCUCCCCAUGGGCCAGGCCAAGGUCUUCCUGCAUAAUUUGCCACUGUUUUCCCUAGACCCAGCCCAGGCAACAGCGAUGCCUCCCGAGACACCCCUGCCCAUAGGCAUGCGUGGGGUGAUCCGCUGCCCAGUUCGUGCCAACCCCCCACUGCUCUUUGUCAGUUGGACCAAGGAUGGGCAGGCCCUUCAGCUGGAGAAGUUCCCUGGCUGGUCCCAGGGCCCAGAAGGGUCACUUGUCAUUGCCCUGGGGAAUGAGGACGUUCUGGGAGAAUACUCCUGUACCCCCUACAAUAGUCUUGGCACUGCAGGGCCCUCCCCAGUGACACGCGUGUUGCUCAAGGCCCCCCCAGCUUUUCUAGAACGGCCCAAAGAAGAAUAUUUCCAAGAAGUAGGGCGGGAGCUACUCAUCCCCUGCUCUGCUCAAGGAGACCCUCCUCCUAUUGUCUCCUGGGCCAAGGUGGGCCGGGGGCUGAAGGGCCAGGCCCAGGUGGACAGCAACAGUAGCCUCAUCCUUCGACCAUUGACCAAGGAGGCCCAUGGGCGCUGGGAGUGCAUCGCCAGCAAUGCUGUAGCCCAAGUGGCCACCUCCACGUAUGUCUACGUGCUGGGCACCAGCCCCCAUGUUGUUACCAAUGUGUCCGUGGUGCCUUUGCCCAAGGGUGCCAAUGUCUCCUGGGAGCCUGGCUUUGAUGGUGGUUAUCUGCAGAGAUUCAGCGUCUGGUAUACCCCAUUGGCCAAGCAUCCAGACCGAGCCCACCAUGAUUGGGUGUCCCUGGCGGUGCCUGUGGGGGCUGCUCACCUCCUUGUACCAGGGCUGCAGCCCCACUGCCAGUACCAGUUCAGUGUCCUAGCUCAGAACAAGCUGGGAAGUGGGCCCUUCAGCGAGAUCGUUCUGUCUGCCCCUGAAGGGCUUUCUACCACACCAGCUGCCCCCAGGCUUCCUAUGACAGAGAUGGCACCUCCCCUGUCCCCUCCCAGAGGUCUGGUGGCAGUGAGGACACCCCGGGGGGUACUACUGCAUUGGGAUCCCCCAGAAUUGGUCCCUCAGAGACUGGAUGGCUACAUCCUAGAGGGUCGACAAGGCGCCCAGGGCUGGGAGGUGCUGGACCGGGCUGUGGCAGGCACGGAAAUGCAGUUGCUGGUGCCUGGCCUUAUUAAGGAUGUUCUCUACGAGUUUCGCCUUGUGGCCUUGGCUGGUGGCUAUGUCAGCAAUCCCAGCAACUUGGCCAACGUCUCUACUUCUGGCCUGGAGGUCUACCCGUCACGCACCCAGCUGCCAGGCCUCCUGCCACAGCCUGUACUGGCCGGCGUUCUGGGUGGGCUCUGCUUCCUAGGGGCAGCUGUCCUUGUGAGCAUCCUGGCUGCUUGCCUAACCAGCCAACGCAGGGCUGUCCGCCACCGCCACCGCAAGCACCUCCGCCAAGAUCUACCUCUUAUCUUCUCUCCACCCCGGCUGUCAGCUCCACUGUCUGUUCCAGGCUCAGGCAGUCCUGACAGUGUGGCCAAGCUGAAGCUCCAGGCUUCCCCAGUCCCCAGCAUGUGCCAGAGUCUGCUCUGUGGGGAACCCACUAGACCCCCCAGUUCCCCUCCAGAUCCUUCACCUAGCUGGGGACCCUUGCCCUUGGAGCCCAUUUGCCGGGGACCAGAUGGGCGCUUUGUGAUGGGACCCAAUGUGGGGACCUCCCAAGAAAGGUCAGGCCCUGAGCAGGUCGAACCUCGGACCCUGGCCCAGUGUCAGACCAGGCCCUAUGACUGCAGCAGCAGCAGCAGCAGCCCCAGUGGGCUGCCCCAGCCCCUCUGCAUUGCAGACAUCAGCCCUGUGGAGCCCUCUCUUGCAUCCUCACCCAGUCCCCUGCCAGGUGCAGGACCCCUGCUCCAGUACCUGAGCCUGCCCUUCUUCCGGGAGAUGAAUGUGGAUGGGGACUGGCCCCCUUUUGAGGAGCCUGAUUCUGCUGUACCCUCAGAUUACACGGACAUUCAGCCCUGCCAGACCUCACCUCUCCUUCAACCCCUGGACUCCCCCCCGGGAUCCCCCAGGGCAGUACUUCCUGGAGCUGUAGUCUGUACUGGGGCUGUCACAGAGCCUGCAUACACAGCACUGGCUGACUGGACACUGAGGGAACGGCUGCUCUCAAGCCUUGUCCCUGGUGCCCCUCGGGGCAGCCUCACCAGCCAGAGCAGUGGGCGGGGCAGUGCCUCUUUUUUUCGGCCCCCUUCCACUGCCCCCUCAGCAGGAGGCAGCUACCUCAGCCCCACUCCAGGAGACACCAGCAGCUGGGCCAGUGGCCCUGAGAGGUGGCCCCGAAGGGACCAUGUGGUGACAGUCAGCAAGAGGAGGAACACAUCUGUGGAUGAGAACUAUGAAUGGGAUUCAGAAUUCACUGGGGACAUGGAAUUGCUGGAGACUCUGUACCGGGGCUUGGCUGGCCCUCGACCCCGACUUGAAGCUGAGUCAGAGCUAGGUGCCAAGACUCCAGAGGUGGGCUGUCUCCUGAACACUGCCCAUACUCCUGGGCCUGAGGCCCGCUGUGCCGCACUUCGGGAAGAAUUCCUGGCCUUCCGCCGCCGCCAAGAUGCCACUAGGGCCCGGCUACCAGCCUAUUGGCAGCCAGUCCCUCAUUCUGAACAGGCCACUCUGCUGUGAACACCCUAAUGUCAGGGUGAAGGUACAUGGACCCUGCAAAGGAGGCCCCAGCAAGACCCAGCUGUGGCCUAGGAAACUGCCCAUGCCCCUUUGAGACUUAGGCAUAGAUGUUGACUGUGGGCUUGAGUGGGCAUAGUGUGGGGUGUAUGUGCUGAGCCCCUAGAGCCUGGGGACUAGAACAGGGAUCCUAGGUCUACCAGAGGGUGUGUGUGUGUGUGUGUGUGUUCAUAGUCUGGGUAAUGUUUUAUAUGGGUGAAUAAAGAAAAUCUGGAAAAUGUU